UCGUUGGGGUGCUGUCUCAUUGACAUAUAAACGGCAUCUCCUGUAUCAAUCUAAUUAAAAUAUAGUUCUCUGAUUUCGUUAUACUCAUAUGAGCCUAUACGAGCGCGCGAGUUAAUAUGGAUCAGAAUUUUAAUCAGAUUGCUCCUUUACAUGUAUUAAUAUUCUACAUCAACUACAAACUUAGUUACUUUCCAUAAACUGUUAUUAGUUAUUUUUCAUUAAAAAUUACGACCCACGAUUUGUGAUCACAUAAAACAUCAAAACAUCAACGUAAAUUUUGCACCUAAACGACUGGAUUCAUAUGCUACUUGAAUGAUACUUUUAGGAGUGGAAAUUUGUUAUCAUAUUUGAAUGUACAAGCAACGCUGGUCGUUGUAGUCUUCAAUGUGACUUCAUUUGAUUUUGUGCAAACAAUUAUCCAGAGGACUCAAAUGAUUUUUACUGAUCAAGGUCCGGGGUAGUCCGAUAACAUUUCUCUCUUGAAAAAAAAUAAAUAUUUUCCCUCAAAGUUACACAGGGUUACACAGAGUAACUUUAAUUGAUACGUUUAUAGUUAUUUGACAUUCGUUAUAACCUGAAAACGUUUAACAAAUAGUCUUUUAUUUAAAAUGAAGUUGAUAAUUCCAGUCAAUGUGGUCUAUUUACACUUAAACUGUAUGUUUUGAUUUGAGGACGCCCAUUUAAGACAAUGCUGCAUCCAUUUCAUAGUCAUCCUUCUCCAAGAUUUGAAUGAAUGAUCGUCCCCUUACAAUUAAAUUUGUACUUACUUUCUUUUUUCCGGUUGACGUAUCUGUGUUUUACGGAAGCCGACUAGGGCUACAUUGAAGAAGAAAAUGUAUUAACGUGAUAACGACAUACUAUUUCGUAAUAACGAGGAGACUAUAUUUAGGCGCAAAUGUACAAAAAAUAUGUCAACGUCUUCAACAUGCGUUGAACAUACUUCAGAAGAAAUCAGAUUCUUUUGCGAAGAAUGUCAUGUUUUUGUUUGUGAUGACUGUGUGUCAGGACAAGGAAAACAUAUAAGAUGUACAAAAGUUAAACUAAGUGAAUAUGGUAAUAAGAACAAACUUUGUUUGAUUGAAAAUGUUGAAGAAAUUACCAGUAAAAAACUCCCACAUAUUAACAAAACAUUGGAACUAGCCAAAAAUGUUAAAGGAUCUUUUAACAAAUCAAUGGAUGAAAACAUUGCAGAUUUUCGAUCAAAAACACAAAAAAUAAAGGCAAUUAUUGAUGAACUACAAGAAGAAACUAUACGAGAGUUAGAAGAAUCUAGGCUAAAAGCAAACGUGAAAUUUGAUGAAUUUAUAAGUUUUCAUCAAAAACGAUAUAGUAAGCUAGCACACGUAACAGAAGAAAUCCAACAACAAAAAGCCGACAUACAGCCAUCAGAUGUUGUAAAAUACGACUUCGAACUGAACAAAAAUUUGAAUACCGAACACGAUUCGGAAACCAUCCCGAAACUCGAACCAUCUCGUUUUGAGAUAGCACAGCAGUACUUAAAAAAAGAAUUCUAUCAAGAUAUUUUUCUAUGCAAGCAAACUAAGGAGGAUGCGAAAACAGAAUCUAAUACAAAUAAAUUGGAGACAGAAGAACGAAACUCUUCUCCGGAUUAUCUAGAACCGGUUUCGCAUGCAAGAGAAAUUAAUUUAGGUUGUACCGUGAAUGAAAAAAUAAUAAUUAAAAACUACGAAGAAAAUUCCAGUGACAUUUAUGUGUCAAAAUCAGGUAAUAAAGGGGCUUCAGCAAUUUAUAAUAAAGAUUUAAACUACAAGACCAUUAAAAAGUUUGAAUGUAAAAAGACUGUAACUUUCAUUGUACCGAAGACGAAUGUUUACGAGGCUUGGGUUAUCGGAAUGGAUAUCAGCGAGAUAAAUUUAAAGCAACCAGAACCACAAUUUACCACUCUCCUUCCACACAUAGAUGGAGAACCAUUUACAGCUGGAAAUAGUAAAAAGCAUGGUUUACUUAUAGGUCUUAAAAACAGAAAGUCCAUCAAACUACUCCAAGAGAUGACUGGAACUCUAAAAAGAACUUCGGUCAUGUACAAAUUGAUUUCCCAUAUACCUGCACAUUCUCAACAUUUGUCCGCUAUUUGUACCGUAUCAACACCAGAGAAAGACAAAGAUAUCGCUGUUUUUCUACAUGACUACCAUUUGACAGGAAGUAAAGAAAAGGGAGCAGUCAUUCGAUGGUAUUCCGGCAAGAAAUUAAAAACGAAUGAGCUUAACAUUUCCAACAAUGUUGAAAUUGAAAAUCCAGUAUACAUGGAUGAGUUUAUAAACGGUAAUAUUUGCAUUACGUGUGCGCCGGACGAUAAAUCGUCGUGGAUACAGCUUCUUGACAAACAUGGGAAUCACAAGAUAAGAUAUCCACCAAAAGAUGAAAUGUCAUUUGAAGAGAACAUUGUAUAUUCAUUUAUUGGCGCUGGAUUUAUGAGAGAUGGUCGUAUUACAAUUUUGGAUCGAGUGAGCUUUCGUCAGCAUCUUUUAGAUGACAAUGGAAAACUUAUUAGAAUAGACCAUUACCAAAACCAACCAUCAUCCUUUGCUGUUGACAUUCACGACAACAUCUGGAUAGGAUUUGACGAUGGAACAGUUCAAGUGAUGGAAUAUAAGGACGGAUGGUAUGAGGACAUUGAAAUUAAUGGUUAAUAUUUUCAAAGAGAUUAUAUUUUAUCUGAACAAUUUUCAAACAAAGCAAACACAGUGGGAUAUGUCAUAAAAAAUUAUUGGAGUAUCUGAGUAUGGAAUAUACACUCUAGUACUCAUUGUUCUCCCUAUUACAUAGUUCUGAGAACUAACACUUGUAAUUUUGAUUAUGAAUUUAUAGAAAUUUUUAUUAUACAGAAAAUUUAGAUAAAAAUUUAUUUAUUUAGAAAUAAAUAAUAUUGACAUAUAAAAACACAGCUGCAACUUAUACGUCACAACUCUAUUCAAUCAUACCAAUGCAAUAUACGUUAAGUUGGUUUCGACAGUGUCAUUAAAAUCGUAACCUGCAAAAGGAGCUGGUAUCUAGAUAUACUAUGUCACAUUUGUUUGGCGAUAAUCAAUACGUAAUUUUCUACGGUUUGUCCAAUAUGUGUGCGCGUUUAUAGCAAAUAGCUAGUACAGCUAUGCAUAAAGGUCUGUACAUGGGGAACUGGCUUUACUCCACCAUUUCGUGCUAUCUGUAUCAUGUUCGUUGUUGUUUGUAUUUGUUUAUAUGUUUAAUUUGGGGUUGCUUUUUUUUGUUGGAGGAGUCGGUUGUUUGUGUUUGGUGUAGUCUGUUGUGUUGUCCAGUUAUUUAGGUUAUUCCUGUUUUACUUUUUAUGUAUUAUAAACUUAAGGUUCGUUUAAGUUUUACCUCUAGUGGUCCAAUUUACACCCCCUUAGUAUAUUUAGGCAAAAAAUCUUAUUUUUUAUUUCAAAUUGUAAUCUGUAACAUAAAAAACCCAAUAUCUUCUAUUCAGGAUUUCAAGAUACUUUUCAAAUAUAAUUUAACAUAUGUACAUGACGCCAUGGAACGUUGGUAUUUAAAAAAACUGAUUAUUAAACCAUUUAUUUAAAUUUUUGAUUAUGAAUUAAUUGUGAAAUACCAGAGUCCUUCAUUUGUUUACCACAGUUUUCAACAAUUUAUUUCUACCGUUGAAGGAAACUUAUUCCCUAAUUCAGGAUUAUUGAGAACAUUGACAUAUAUGAGGGUAGAUCAUGAUGUUUCAGAAACAAUAAAGGACGGUCCAUUUUCCUCUAAAAAAAAAUAUUAACAUGGACACACCGUCACAUUCUGUGUGUGUUUUAUCCGAAGCCAAAAACAUAUAAUCCAGUGAUUGUCGUUGGUAAAUGUCUGUAAUUUUUUGUUUUAGUUCAUUGUUGUAUUUUAUAAACCAGUCUAUUGGCUUUCUAAUUUGAAUUGUUUCAUGUGUCAUACCGGGAUCUUUAAUAGCUUACUUCUUUGAGCUGUAUACUUUUUACAGGAGAGAAAAUAAUGUUGAAAUAUCCACAAAGACACAUGGUUUAAUACUUGCAUGAUACAAAUCCAAGUUCAGCGCACUGCAUUUAUUUCGUUUUCUUGCGUGCAAAACAUUUAAAUAUCUAUCGCCAAUUGUAUAAUAUAAAGGGCGAGUUUUGUUUUUUUAUAAUAUUUCUGUUUGAUUUAAAAUUUAAACUUAUUUUAA
Messenger RNA from Mytilus californianus (California mussel), 4153 nucleotides. RefSeq lists its product as uncharacterized. The transcript has 2 exons. Gene Ontology annotation, molecular function: zinc ion binding. The record is from RefSeq and is a predicted model, not a curated record. Bases 909 to 2651 code for a protein of 580 amino acids. Lineage: Eukaryota; Metazoa; Mollusca; Bivalvia; Mytilida; Mytilidae.